AUGAGCCGCCGGCAGCAGGCACGGGGCGGCUGGGGGGGCCCCAGCGCCGUGGGAAGGGGCAGUGGCGGAGGCGGAGGCCGAGGAAAGGGUGUGAACCACCUCCCCGACAGGUGGAAGGAGUACCUGCCGGUGGGGCGGCGGAUGCCAGGGACGCGCUUCAUCGCCUUUAAGGUGCCUUUGAAGAAGAGUUUUGAAGAGAAACUUGCCCCGGAGGAGCGCUUCUCCCCGCUGGAUCUCGUUAACAAGAUCAGAGAGCAGAACGAAGAGCUCGGCUUGAUCAUCGACCUGACCUACACACAACGCUAUUACAAACCUGAGGAGCUGCCUGAGGCGCUUCCUUACUUAAAGAUCUUCACCGUUGGACACCAGGUGCCUGACGAUGACACCAUUUUUAAAUUCAAGAGUGCCGUGAACAAAUUCUUAAAAGAAAACCAAGAUAAUGACAAACUCAUCGGCGUCCACUGCACACACGGUCUAAAUAGAACCGGAUACCUUGUCUGCCGGUAUUUGAUUGAUGUUCAAGGAAUGAAACCAAAUGACGCGAUAGAACUGUUCAACAGGUGUCGAGGACAUGCGAUAGAGAGACAGAAUUACAUUGACGAUCUCCGGCACGGACCGGUCAGAAAGAACGACGGGACCUUCCGGUCAGAGCAUUUUGAAGAAUCGUCGUUUAUCAAGAGGAGAAACUUUUACAACACCCAAGAAACGGAUUUUCACGGGCCCAGGCGGACCUUUCACUGGUCCCGAGACUUCCACGGCCAGCCCCAAGAAGACGUUCACUACCAGGCCCAUGAAUUCCACUCUCAGUCCAGGGACUUUCGAUCCCACCGGCGAGAAUUCCACUCACAGCCUCGAGAUUUCUACCAGUCCUCCAGGAAAAACCAAUACAGACGGAAUUACUCUUGCCAAAACGUGGGCAGCCAUCCCCCUUUGCCUCCUCCGGGCCCGCCCAGAGAAGACUACUCUCAGAGCAGAUAUACUUGGAAUCUGAAGCCCAACUAUAACCUCCCUCCUUGGAACAAGAGACAGAAACUGAACAGUUACAAUGGACCGUAUUUUUCAGACCCGUGGGGGGCAGAUAGACAGCCACAGAUAUGUAGAAGUCAAAUGGAAGAAAAUAGUUGGCACGACGUUUAGUCGGGCCAGAUCGAGGGAGGUCGCCAUCUGUUUUAUUGCUCUCCCAGACAAGUUUUGCUGAUGGCAUUGAAGUGUGGUUGACGGUGACUUUUUUUAAAUCCCAUGUCAUACCUGCAAUUUUAAAAACAAGAUGGCGUUCUAGCCUUUGGCCAAUGAGCAAAGAGCCUCCGCUGCAGAUUACCAAAAAUUAACAUGCAUAUUGAGAUUUGUCAGUUAAACUUCUUUUUGUUUUAUUAUUUUGGUGACAUUUCGAAGUCAUUUUUAUUACGUGUGCCUCGUGGCCCAUGUUGCUGACACCAUUUUUUUUCUUGUGUUCAGAGUUUUCCGAUUCCAGCCUGCCUAGGAGACAGUCUUGUCAGAGUUAGGCCUACGAGGCAAUGGCUGUUCUUGUAAGGCCUCCCAGAAUGACUGCUCUGGGACAGCCGUACCCGGGUCCAAGAGUAUGACUUUGCCCGAAGCGUUCAGGCUGCUUUGACUGGGUUCCUGCUAACUGCACCUCUUAGGAAGAGAGCAAAAUGAAGCAAAUCACCAAGUUUGUUGGCUUUUAGGAUACAUGCAAGUGUCUAACAUAACGGACACCUGCCAUUGGCACGUGAUACAGUGGAGAGAGUACACAGGUCUUGUGAGGAAGACCCAGGUUCAAAUCCCAGGUCAGCCACUAAAUGACAAGCGCCGGGCUUCCCUGGGCCUCCGUUUCCUCAUCUUUAAAAUGAGGGACUUGGCCUCAGAAGCCUUUCUGGUCCCUUCUAGCUCCAAACCUUGGGGUCCUAGUGGGUCAACCUAAUAAGCAAGUAACAACACUCUAAGUCAUAAGAUUAUUUGUGGAGGAGGAGGAGGAGGAGGAGGAAAAAAGAAUCAGAAGAGGAGGUUGCGUAUUGCCAAAAGGUUGUGCCUGUCAAUCGGUCUGCCCUAGCCUGGUGCCCUUUUCCCUCUGAGAACAUCCAGGCAGUCUUAAUCAGUCUGAAACGUUAGUCCCCUGAGCGCUGCCUCUUGGUGUGAGCUCGAGAUUAGAGCAGGUCUCUCAUUAGGCCCGUUUUAAAUUGGCGCCUUCAAGAUAAAAGGGAAGAAAGGCUCUGAUCUCAGCAGCUCCUCUUCAUGUCCGUCCUGAAGCUAGCACUCAUCCCAUCCGUCUGGUGAGCACGCCAGCCUGUAUUUGGCCCAACUUGGCUCAAAUUCCAGCUCAGCUUCUUAAGCAACGUCUUGUGAUCUUGGGCAAGUCCUAGAUGCUAGCUGGAAAGAUAGAAAGGUCUUUGCAUGCCAUUUGGCAUUCUUUACAAAUGAGGAAACUGAGAACCAGAUUGCUAAUGGCACCUUCCCAGAGCACCCAGGAGUCAUUCUCAGAAGUGGUUUUGAACCCGAGUCUCCUGACUGGAGUCAGUGCUUGUUUUGCUGUGCCAAGCCCUUUCUCACUCAUUCAUUUCUGAGCCUGUCGUUCCUCUAUAAAAAUGGACAGUGGUCUUUGCCUCUACCCCGAGGGGUCAUCAUGAGGGCUUUAUGAAGCAGAGAGAGCCGAGCCGUAGAGUGUCCGCUGCAGGACAUCCUGGCCACCCCCAGCAGCUCCUGAAUCGUGCUGACCCUAGUCCGGAGUUCGCCCUUCUUUGUGCUUUAAAGCUUUACACCUGCCUGUGGAAGCAGCUUUCCCACUCGACAGAUGAGCAAAGAUCCUCGGGAGACAUGACCUUGGACGUCCCCACCAUCGCCUCAGCCAUGAAGGAGCUGAUGGUGGCUGGCAGAAUGCUGCCGUUGCCUCCAGAAGAAAGGCUGCUUUCUCUGAAUUCCCUGCUUCGCACCCAGCUGGGUUCUUUUUCUCCUGGCCUCCAUCUGGAAGAGCUCCGAUCUCUCAGCGAUCACCUCUGACAGUCUGGACGAGUGAGCGCCAGAAUGAAUGCAGUCUUGAGCUUUUGGUCAAGGAAUCCCCUGCCCAUGCCAGGAGAGACGGCGGAGCCCUUGCAUUUUCCCAUGCCGAGUCUCUUCCCAAACCAGCAUCUGUCUGAUCAAACAGUGACCCACAGAGCCAGCCGGAAACCACAGAAGAACCCAGCCUGCUCAGAGUUGGGUUGCUGCGAGCCUUUUUAAGUGAUGGCUACAGAAAAAUGGCCUUCCCAGCGUGUCCUGCUAGCCGUGACACCUCAGCUGUACCAGGAAGACUCUUGGUCAGGCCUGGAGGCAACGAGAGCCGAGAUUCUCCUCCGGGCUCUGAGAGGAGCCCUUUGGAAGCAACCGACAGGAAGAAAAGUUACUGCUGCCUGAAAUGUCAUCAGGGCGGGACAAAACGGAUGCUGGAAGAAAACUGAAACGAAUCGAUGCUUUCCUUCGAGUUCUGGAAGGCCCCUGGAGAAGCACUGAAAUUGGAGAAUCGCUUUGCCGAGCUUAGCAGGUCGGUCUCUUGGGUCUUCCGGCCCUUUCUCUCCAUCUUGGACUCUCCAUCUAGCUCUCUUCUCUCCCUUCCCCUUUCCCCCUCUUUCUCUCUCACUUGCUUUUCCUGAAGCUGAGCUGACGACUGGAUGAGCAGAAAUCAGCCACCCGGUUUUGUGAUGCUCUAGGAGUGAGGUCCAAACAGAAAACGGAGGCGCGGAUCGUUUAAGGGAUUUGCCCAGGGCCCCCCGGGAGCAACCAUUCCGCAUUAGGUCCGGAUCUCCAGGCUUCUGGGUCCCUCCUCUGCGAGGAUCCGGCUACCUUGAAGAGGAACCAGCCUUCGGGCUCGGGGCCCUUUGCUAAGCCUUGUCACGAGUUUGAGAUUUGGGGAGGAUUCAGAUAAACAACUUCCCGAGAGGCCGCCAACAGCUCAGCCUGCAGGCUUCUGCCCUGUCCUUUAGCUAAUGGGUUUGUCUCCAGCUUUGCCUGUCCCGGUUUUUUAAUGUAUAAAAAUGCUUCCCGUGAUAGUAACUGUACUCUUACUAGCCUUUGAUUAAGAAAACAUCAUGACCUAAAGGUGCUAUGAAUUCACUGAGACUUUUCAAUAAAUUGGCAUUUUAUUCAUCA
Messenger RNA from Gracilinanus agilis (Agile Gracile Mouse Opossum), 4119 nucleotides. It is a transcript of the gene DUSP11, whose product is annotated as dual specificity phosphatase 11. The coding region runs from base 1 to 1137 and encodes 378 amino acids. Gene Ontology annotation, biological process: protein dephosphorylation. The transcript is spliced from 9 exons. The record is from RefSeq and is a predicted model, not a curated record. Lineage: Eukaryota; Metazoa; Chordata; Mammalia; Didelphimorphia; Didelphidae. Gene Ontology annotation, molecular function: polynucleotide 5'-phosphatase activity; protein tyrosine/serine/threonine phosphatase activity.